This is a messenger RNA of Megalopta genalis, 1579 nucleotides long. RefSeq names its product venom protease. The record is from RefSeq and is a predicted model, not a curated record. Gene Ontology annotation, biological process: proteolysis. Gene Ontology annotation, molecular function: serine-type endopeptidase activity. NCBI's taxonomy places the organism in Eukaryota, Metazoa, Arthropoda, Insecta, Hymenoptera, Halictidae.
GUCAGAGAAGUCGCGAAGCAGUGUCAUCGUGGUCAACUAAGAUCGCAAUUAGCGCGUCAGAAUUCCCAAGAAUGACGUUCCCGUCGUCUUUCUUGCCGGUAGUGUUGUCAUCUCUGCUUUUUACGCUCCUUUUAACCGUUUCGUCGAUCCAAGGCCAGGGAUACGAAGAUGAUGACUGUACCGUGGACAAUGGACCUGGAAAAUGCAAGAGACUUGAGCAGUGUCCAUCGGUCUAUAAUGAAUUGUUGAAGGGAAAUCCUCCGGUCGCAGUAUGCGGGUUCAUCGGCUUCCAACAACUGGUGUGCUGUCCAUCCACUGUGCAACCCACGACAACUACAACCACUACGGAAGCAACAGUGGUGACCGGAGGUUCUGAACCGCUCUCUGCCAAAAGCAUAUCAAGAUCAAAAUGCGAGGAGUACUCGAGAGCCGUGUACCAACUGGUAAUACCGCCGCUAUUGUCAGUGGAUUCGCAGGCUGUAAAUGUAUCGGUUUGCGCGAUCAAGUCGAGGAAAUUAAUCGUCGGCGGUAAAAAGGCUGAUCCUAAGGAAUUUCCGCAUAUGGCAGCUAUAGGAUUCGAUGGUCCUGAAGGUGUUAUUUUCAGCUGCGGAGGCAGUUUGAUAUCCGAGAGAUACGUGCUCAGCGCGGCGCAUUGCUUCUACAGCGUGGAAUGGGGACCACCGACUUGGGUGCGGGUGGGCGACAUGAAUCUCGAAAGAACCGACGACAAGGCGAAACCUCAGCAAGUUAAAAUAAUCGACAGGCUCAGGCACCCCGACUACAAAAGGCCCGCCAUGUACCACGAUAUUGGGCUGUUAAAAUUAAAGUCGCCUGUGACCUUUGACGCGUGGGUGAGACCACUCUGUUUGCCAUAUUUUGUGCCGGACACUGCCAACGAGAAAGUAGCGACAGCGGUCGGUUGGGGCAAGGUCGAUUGGGGCGAUGAGAACGGCUCGAACGACUUGCUGAAAGUCACUAUCAAUUUGGUAGACAACGACCGAUGUAACCGAAGUGUUCGCGACGACAGGGUAGUUCCACGUGGCGUGAUAGAUAACUGGCAAAUCUGCGCCGGUGAACCUGGAAAAGAUACUUGCCAAGGCGACAGUGGUGGACCUCUGGUGAUCCUGAACCCGGAUUACAACUGCAUGUACAGCAUCCUUGGCGUAACAAGCUUCGGAGGACUUUGUGGUAGCGCCAUUCCUGGUGUAUACGCCCGGGUCUCCCACUAUGUGCCCUGGAUAGAGAAGACUAUUUGGCCAGAGUCAGUGUGACGCGAUAAUUCAAAAGAGAUUGGCGACGAAGUGUGAUUUAUAAUACUUUGUUAAAUAUUCGUCGGUGGUUCACCGUUCUUCCGAACCACUCCUGCGUAUUGACUAGUUACGAGCAGAAUUGACACGACCAUGCUAUCGCACUAUAUAGCAUCAGUACAAUUUUAUAUGAUUUUAUAUUUAUAUGAUUUUUACCACGUCGACUUGUUAUUUCAGAAUCAAGUAAACUACAUAGUCUCCAAGGAAGUAUGACUUGCAUAUUUACUUGCAUAUUUACAAGUAAACGAAUCACGUAAUUAAUACGUUCAGUA